AUGUCGAAACAUAACAUCGACACUGAACGUGUGAUAACAGAAGUUCGAAUAAGACCACCUUUGUGGGAUCUAUCUCACGAUUUAUUCAAAGAUAAAGAUGCCAAGCUUCAAGCAUGGUUUGGAGUGUAUAAAGCUCUUUUGCCCGAUUUUAAUGAUUUGUCUGAGAAUGAUAAAAAAGACUUUGAAAAAAGUGUACAACAAAGAUGGAGAACUGCGAGAGAUGCUUACAUGAGAUGCAAAAAUUCUAUGAAAUCUGUGAAAUCGGGAUCGGAAGGCGGAAAGAGAACCAAAUACGUAUUUUUCAAACAUUUACAGUUUCUUGACAAAAAACAUGUUGCCGACACCGAAGAUUCUAUUGAAGAAAAUGAAACAAGAGAAGAUACACAACAAGAUUCAAAUUUAGAGUCUCCAAUCAAUCCACGUUCUACUGAAACAGUAUCCACCAAUCCAGAAACCCAACCACAGUGUUCCAGCCAAGUUAGAUAA
Messenger RNA from Parnassius mnemosyne (clouded apollo), 486 nucleotides. The record is from the annotation of a GenBank genome assembly. NCBI's taxonomy places the organism in Eukaryota, Metazoa, Arthropoda, Insecta, Lepidoptera, Papilionidae.